AUGUUCAGCCUGCGCAUCCUCUCCCUCCUCGCCUUGGCGUUCUCCGGCGUCAACGUUCUUGCAGCCCCACAGAGCUCCGGCACAACCUGCAACGGCGGAGGAUCUAUCGAUUGCUGCACAACCACGUUCGAACCCGAAUGCGACGAGGCGAACAUCAUCAUCGACGCGCUCCGCAUAGACAGGUCAACCUUGCCUGAUGGCAUGAUCGCCACAGCAUGCGGCGGCGGAGGUGUCAAUGUCGGUGGUGGGAGCACCUGCGACAACAUUCCUGUUUGCUGCACGGACAAUUUCUUCGGCGGUGCUGUUGGCGUAGGCUGCUCACCUAUCCCAGUCUCAGUCUAG
Sparassis crispa is the source of this 342-nucleotide messenger RNA. RefSeq lists its product as hypothetical. Gene Ontology annotation, molecular function: structural constituent of cell wall. The coding region runs from base 1 to 342 and encodes 113 amino acids. NCBI's taxonomy places the organism in Eukaryota, Fungi, Basidiomycota, Agaricomycetes, Polyporales, Sparassidaceae. Gene Ontology annotation, cellular component: fungal-type cell wall. The transcript has 3 exons. The record is from RefSeq and is a predicted model, not a curated record.